AUGUCACAUGUAGCAAAAGCAGCAGUUCCAGACGAUGCCCAGGUGUUGUGUUUGCCAACUUUCUUGAGAUCUACGGAGGAAGCAGCGGUGGAGAUGUACUCAUCGCCGCCGAUGGGAAAAAAAACAAAGAUAGCAUCCAGUCUAACAGUCACCCCUUUUACAAAUAAAAACAUCGGAGGACCUUCGGAGCUCCUGUUUUUUAAUGAUCUUAAGGGGAGUGAUGGUAAUCAUAACAAAACUGUGUUUAGUAUAAAGAUGUCAGGAGUUGAAAUAAUUGAAAAACGAUAUCUUUUCAGUAAAGGCGCACCUUCAGUUGCCAACAUAAACAAGAAUUUUUUAGAAAAUGAGCUAAAAGCCAGCAUGGUUUCGUACAAUCCCAACUGUGAUGUAAAAUUUCUUCGGUUGGGUCAAGCUAGUGAUCAAUUUCAAUCCAAUGCACCUCCAUGCGACGACGGGGUAAAAAACCCAGCGACGGUCAUUUUCAACUGCACUGGAGUUUUUUACACUGCAACUAAAACUCGGGUCACGUAUUGUCAAUUCAAGCAAAGUCGAGUGACAUCCUGGCCAGAGAACUUUAAGAGUUAUCUGAGAAAAGAUAAACCGUGUGGUUACACGUAGAUGUAAGGGACAUCAGUCUUUCGUUGAAUCUGCUACAAACAUUAUGGAAAUCAGAGACCCAAUUCAAUCCUCCAAAGUAUAAAACAGAUCAGGCAGGGAUAUUUUAUUUGAAAUUUCGACAGGGUAAACUUGUGGGGGAAAAAAUAAAUUUAUGUAAUAAAUUUUACGGAAGGAUUAUAUACUUUAAUUCAAGGUA
This is a messenger RNA of Physella acuta, 814 nucleotides long. RefSeq lists its product as uncharacterized. NCBI's taxonomy places the organism in Eukaryota, Metazoa, Mollusca, Gastropoda, Physidae. The record is from RefSeq and is a predicted model, not a curated record.